AUGUCCGCUGCAAGCCGGCUCCUGCGAGAGCUGAAGCUCCUCCAACGUGAGCCAGUGCCAGGCGUGUUUGCUUAUCCUCACGAAGAUGAGGUGCACACCCUCUGUUUGGUUUUGCAGCCUCAGCAAGGUCGUCUCAAGGGGUUGCGGCUUCACUUUGACGUCACCUUCCCGAGCGGCUAUCCAUUGAAGCCGCCAGUGGUACGGUCUUCCACUAGAAUUCUCCACAGAAACUUCUUCUCCAGUGGAUGGAUAUGCUGCGACAUUCUCGACCCCGGACUAGCUCAGUACGACGACGGCUACAACGGUGGAUACUCCCCUGCUUAUACGCUAUCCAGCCUUUUUCUGCAGCUAUUGUCUUUCCUCACUGCGGAAGAAGUCGAAAGCGCUCACACGGGCACGAAGCUGGAAACGACUAUUUACGACCAUGGGCAUAUCGAGAAAAUGUCUGCCGAGAAGUUUACAUGUACAAAGUGCGCCUACAAUCAAAGCGGAGGGAUCCUGGUCGUCGAUAAUGAAAAGGAGUGGCGCCAGAACCAAGCGGAUUGGAGCCGGGGACAGGGAGAGUGUGAGAAACGGGGCACGAAAGCGACCCCGAAGCCGCACCAAGAGCGAAAUGAAGAGAUGGUUGGCAAGAGGGUCAUUGUUCCGGACGAAAUGCAUCGGAUCAUUCCUGAUAUAUGGCUGAAAAUCGCGGAUAACCUUUCCGACACCGAGGUGCAUCGAUUGAGCCAAGCCGUACCCACGUUUGGCCAGUUGAUGUAUUCCAUCCAGAUGCGGAAACAGACCGUCUGCUUUGUUACUCGCCAAAGUUUUCAUGAGUGUACUCUCGGAAUCGGCAUCGUGAUCCACGGGCGAAAUAUCUCCUCAACCUACGAUAUUUUGAGCUAUGACACUUUUCAGUCUGGACAUCGCCAAGGUGUUUGGGGUGGUAAAUUCACACAUUUCCUGCCGCUUGCCCUGGAGCCCGGUCAUUUCGAGGGUGCGGUCCCGCUUUUGCUUGACUGCGUCGACAAGAUUGCCGAGCGCCUCCUGUCUCCGUCGGAAACCAUCCGGCUGAACGGACUUGCUCGCAAAAACCCUGGUGGGACAGGGGUGUCAAGGAGUCCUGCCGGCACGCCUUUACUGCAGGCUCGCAAUCCACACACCGCAUCCCUUGUUCUUCGUAAGAUGUUGAACCAGAUAUUAGUCAAAUUGAUGAAAGACUGCGAUGCUUGGGAAGAAUCGAAGAAACUGGCUCAAGCCGGGAUGCUAUUCCGUACGGUUAUCCACGCUUCUGAGCAGAUGAUGAACGGGUACUUCCAUAUCAUUCACUUGCUUCUCUCGCUCGCUCACCAUUUCCCGGAGCUCAAAGGCGCGGCAGAGGCCAGCCUCCUUCAAUUCAAAACUGAUGAGAAUGCGCGAACGAAACAUGAGACACCCGACCUAGGCGAGUUCGUAGCUCAACUUUACAUGAGUGCAGACCACUCCUGGAAAGACGUUUUCGAGAAGUAUUUUACGGAAAUGCGAGCUCGGAAUGUAUUUUGGUGCCUCGACCCGGAUCGAGGAAAGGGGAAGGGAUAUCUUGCUUACCUUGAGGAACAAGAGCUGAACACCCUUCGAAUGGAAGACACUUUCGAAUCGAGCAAGACGGCUUUGCGGAUGCUGAUGUUCCAGAAUGUGUUCGUCAGCAAUCUCGGCAACUUCUUCCUGGACGACCACAGUAACACAGACUGCUACUCGCCAUCGACAAUGCGGUAUAUUCUCCAGAAUACGUAUGGAUACCCUGCAGCUGGAGUCGCCGCGAGACUUGUUGACAACAUCAAGCAGAUUUACCGCGUUCGAACAUGGUCAGAACUGUAUGGAUAUUUGGAAAUGGGGGACGUUCCGACAGAUGGGGAGAUUUGCGGGAUGUUGAGAGCUGCAGUCAGGGAAUCCGCACGCAAAAGGUAUCAUCACUGUCACCUAAACAAAGAUGAGCUACUGGUUUGGCGGAGUAUGGUGGAUAAGAAAAUUCCCAAGGAGGAGCGACGGAAAGUCAACAAACAGAAUGUGAGGCAUUCUGUUAGUGACAUGAAGAUGAUGACUUUUACUGGUCAGCGGAGAGGAGACGUGAGGAUGGACAGACAACCAGGACGAGGUUAUCAAGACGCAUCGAACGGUGGAGGCUCCUCACGAGCAGUCAACACCAGGAACGGCCGACGGGGUUGA
Messenger RNA from Fimicolochytrium jonesii, 2187 nucleotides. RefSeq lists its product as uncharacterized. Bases 1 to 2187 code for a protein of 728 amino acids. Gene Ontology annotation, biological process: protein polyubiquitination; DNA repair; proteasome-mediated ubiquitin-dependent protein catabolic process. The record is from RefSeq and is a predicted model, not a curated record. Lineage: Eukaryota; Fungi; Chytridiomycota; Chytridiomycetes; Spizellomycetales; Powellomycetaceae. The transcript is spliced from 2 exons. Gene Ontology annotation, molecular function: ubiquitin conjugating enzyme activity.